Molecule: messenger RNA, 904 nt
Organism: Neopelma chrysocephalum (saffron-crested tyrant-manakin)
Lineage: Eukaryota; Metazoa; Chordata; Aves; Passeriformes; Pipridae
Product: tubulin monoglycylase TTLL3-like
Exons: 6
Biological process (GO): cilium movement; protein polyglycylation; cilium assembly
Cellular component (GO): cilium
Molecular function (GO): protein-glycine ligase activity, initiating
Source: RefSeq, a predicted model, not a curated record
CCCCAACACCUUCUUCCCACGGUGCUAUCGGCUGGGGACCAAAUACGAGCGGGAAGCCUUCAUCGACGAUUUCCGCCUGACAGCAGCUCGCAGUCUGCUCAAACUGGCCCUGGAAGAGGCUGGGGACAGGAUGAUGGGGACUGAACAGCCCCCAAGCUCUGACAAGGGGGCAGCAGGGCCAGGAUCUCCCCUGUACCCCCAGCUGGUGGAGGAGGCCCUGGAGGUCUGCGAGCAGCACCUGGGUGUUCUGGGGCACCAGGACAUCGACAGGGGCACCCCGUUCCCCUGCAGGACAUGCAUUGACUGGGACCGCUUCCUGCAGGAUUACUACUGCGUGGCACAUGAGGGGGCUGGGCUGGUGCUGAGUGGGGCACAGCGGGAGCGGUGCCAGGACCUGCUGCAGCGCCUGGCGGAGCAGCUGCCGCAGUUCAGCAUGGAGGGCAAGCUCAAUGUCUGGAUCCUCAAGCCUGGUGCUGAAUCCCAAGGCAGGGGCAUCGUCUGUGCAACACGGCUGGAGGAGGUGCUACGGCUGGCGCGGGGCUGCACGGCCCCCUCGGUGCAGGAGGGCAAGUGGGUGGUGCAGAAGUACCUGGAGCGGCUGCUGACCAUCUUCGGCACCAAAUUCGACAUCCGUCAGUGGUUUGUGGUGACUGACUGGAAGCCACUGACUGUCUGGUUCUAUGGAGACUGCUACCUGCGCUUCUGCUCCCGGCCCUUCUCCCUGCACUGCCUGGAGCGUGCCAGGCACCUCUGCAAUGUCUCCGUCCAGAAGUGGUACAAGACAUCACCAGACCAGGACCCCCGCGUGCCCCCCGACAGGAUCUGGUCCAGCAAGCAGUUCCAGGCAUACCUGGCAUGGCUGGGGCAGGCAGAUGCUUGGCAUCAGGUGAUAGUGCCUGGCAUG